GUGUAAGCUGUACAUACUGUCAGCUGAUUGUCUCAGGGAUUAUAUGGUAACCGACGCCGCACUGAAUCAAUCACACUGUCAAGUUUUGUUACGAGUAAAGUGUCAAGUGUCAGUGCGUAAUUUUGUGCGUUUAUUCAUUCUGAUAAUUCUCAGUGUGUUAAUAUUUUUAAUUAAUCGAAAAUCAGUAAAUAACCAAUCAUGAACGGAUCGGAGGACGAGGGAGUGAACCGUAAACAAGUACCAAAAUACGGUUUUAAGGUACGAUUGGAUCACAAAUAUCCCGAGAAAUGGAGUCAGAAUUUGAAACCGAAAUUUAACCAAUUGCUGCCAUUAAUUCCUAUGGGAAUUCGAUAUUUUUUUUACUAUGCACAAAUACGCUGGAAAGGCCGUUUGCCGAUCAUGGACUACAUAAACCUGCAGCAUGGCCAACAAAUUUAUGGAGCGCCAAUAGGUGGUAUUGGCGGCGGUACCAUUGGUCGAGGGUUUAAGGGCGAAUUUUGUCGAUACUCACUGGUACCGGGUAUUUAUCACUACAACACGGUACAAGCUAAUCAAUUCAUCGUGACCAUACGUGAUACUGAGGGAAACACCAUUUAUCAUCAAGUUCUGUCGCCUUCUCCGAAAUCGAAGUAUUUGUCAGCAUGGAAGUGGGGUUUUGAUGGUAAGAAGGCCAAUUACACGGCUCUUUAUCCAAGAUCAUGGACCGAAUUUGAUAUUGAUGAGCCGAGAGUGAAACUCAUCUGUCGACAAAUAUCGCCGAUCAUUCCUCAUAAUUACAAAGACAGUUCACUACCUUGUGCAGUCUUUGUGUGGGAAAUAAUUAAUACCUCUGGCCAAGAUUUGGAUGUCAGUGUGACGUUUACAUUCCAGAGUGGAGUUGGGGGCAAGACAAUGUUAGGUGAAAAAUGGAACGAGUGUUUCGAAUACAAAAGUACCUCCGGUGUGAUGAUACACCAGAAAUUGGAGGAAAUGCCAUGCACGUACGCAAUAGGUUCAAGAGCAAGAGAAAACGUUGACAUUUCGAGGACUCUGAAAUUUGAUCCACUAGGCGAUGGAAUGGAGUUUUGGAAGUCACUCGAAUGGACUGGUAAACUUGAUGCUGAGCCAAGGAGGCAAUCCCCAAAGACAUUAAAGGAUAUUGCUUGUGGAGUUUGUGCUUCUACUCGGGUCAAAGCUGAUGAAACACGGGAGAUUGACUUCACUUUAUCCUGGGACAUGCCAAAGAUACAUUUUGGGGACAAAUCCCGAGAAUAUUUCAGGUUCUACACCAAAUAUUUCAGCUCAUCUGGGGGUACCGUUGCGCCAGAAAUUUGCCACUACGCAUUGAAUAAUUACGAGACAUGGGAAUUAGAAAUUCAUAACUGGCAAAAGAUAAUCUUGAGUGAUAAUGAUUUACCGGAGUGGUACAAGAGUGCUCUAUUCAAUGAACUAUAUUACGUUGCUGAUGGAGGCUCUGUAUGGGUGCAUGUUGAUAAACCUGAUGAUUUAGACGUCCAGGACAUACGGAGAGAAUACGGCCGAUUUGCAUAUCUCGAGGGCCAUGAAUACAGGAUGUAUAAUACUUAUGAUGUACAUUUUUAUGCUGCAUUUGCCUUGGCACAAUUGUGGCCACAUUUGCAGGCUAGCGUACAAUACGAAAUUCGAGAUACUAUUCAAAUGGAAGAUAAUCGUGAAAGAUCGUCACUCUAUUCUGGUUCCAAGCACGUAAGGAAAUUGAAAGGCUUUGUACCACACGAUGUUGGAGAUCCCGAGGGGGAGCCAUUUCAAAUGAUCAAUGCAUAUCCCAUUCACGACGUAUCCGCCUGGAGGGACCUGAAUCCGAAAUUCGUUCUUAGUUGUUACCGAGAUUACUGUCUAUUUGGUGAUAUACAGUAUCUCCAGGACUUUUGGCCGAGUAUCAAAGAGAUUUUGGAUCGCAGUUUAACUUGGGAUAUAGAUAACGAUGGACUCAUAGAAAAUUCAGGCUUUCCUGAUCAAACUUAUGAUACUUGGGUGAUGACGGGAUCUAGUUCAUAUUGCGGUAGCUUGUGGUUAGCAUCUCUGCGGUGCGCUGUUCAAAUAGGAAAACUUGUCGGGGAUAACGAAAGCCAAGCGAAGUACUCCGAAGUAUUGGAAAAGGGCAAACUUGCUUUUCAUGAGAAACUGUGGAAUGGCACUUAUUACAACUUUGAUAGUUGUAAAUCGGAUCAUCGGAAAGCCAUUAUGAGCGAUCAGCUUUGUGGCCAGUGGUAUUUGCGAGCCUGCGGCUUUGACCAUGAUGUUUUCCCGGAGGAGAAUGUGAAUUCAGCUUUACACACGAUAUUUACGAAUAAUGUCAUGAAAUACAAGAAUGGCAAACAAGGUGCAGUGAAUGGUUUCCUCCCAACGGGAUCCAUAGAUUACAUGACAAUCAUGAGCGAGGAGAUGUGGGUUGGUGUUACGUAUGGGCUCGCUGCGUUGAUGAUUCAUCAGGGUAUGGUUGACGAGGGUUUUCGUACUGCCGAAGGGGUAUAUCGGACUGUUUAUGAGAAAAUUGGAAUGGGUUUUGAGACGCCUGAAGCACUGUUCGAGAAUAAUUAUUAUCGGUCCAUUGGUUACAUGAGACCUCUGGCAAUUUGGGCUAUUCAACAUGCCUGGAACCUAAGAAAGAAACUGAAGGAUCAAGAGCGGAAUUGAAUGCACGAUGAUAUCGACUACUCAUAACGUCAAACAUUGAUUCUCACAAUCAGUGAAUGUAAGCAUUCCAAGUCCGAUAAGACAUUCUUAAAUUUAGUCCUCAUUUUGAAUGCAAUGUGGACUUAAUCCGUUUGAGAUUGGGUCCGACCGAUUCUCAGUCGGUCCUCCCUUUGCGUCAAGAGACCAAGGAAAUACAUUAGAGUAAGCGAAAUCGUAAAAAUUCGGUUACUUCUACAUUGGAUUAUAAAAUAACACUUGUACCUAUUGCAUUGAUGAAACUUAGAGGAGAAUGCCGGGAUCCUGAUCUUACUUGACUUUUUGGGAAUGGGUAAUUCCAGAUUACUGCACCAUCAUGCAUUUUCACACGAAAAACGUCGCUUUUAUCGAAUUUUGGUGAAUUUAUCGACAGCAAAUUUCAGUCAAUCACUCAAUAUGGAACCCCUCAAUCUGGUUUUGAUUUGAAAUCUCUCGCAUUCUUAAUUGCUAUCAAUCUAAUUGGCGUAAGGCUUAUUUCUUUACCCAAUGUACAGAUCGGUCCAAUUUUGGGGGAUCAUUUUUUUAUUAGCCGUAACAUAACAUUGUCUUACUGCAAGGUAUUUUUUAAUCAAUGACAUGCUGCUCUCAAUUUAAAUUUCGAGAUAGAAAUUUUGAAUGAAGUAUAAAAUUGUCACAUCAUUUUUCUGUUUGUUUCUGCGCCGUAAAACUACUCGUUAUUUUUGUGGGAUUCGACACUAGUUAGAAGGCUUAAUAAUGUACAACACUCGUUUUAACAUAUUUAUUAUAAUCGACCUAUUCCCAUCGGUUUUAUUUGCUUCUCACCAUGAGAGCUGAAACGUAACUGAGCUCCCGCGACAUCGGUAAACUCAUCUGAUCGACGAGUUCCGAAUUGUAUCGCCUUAUUACGUUGACGCCCAGCUACGAGGAAUGGCUCGAUAUGCGAUAAGUACAUGUCGCGGUACAGAAUUCUGUGGUACGGCCGAGCUCGAAAUCAAUGGAUUAGAAUGUUGUGAAAUUAAUAUAAAAGUGGUUUUCCUACAUUUUUAAAUCUAUUUUUCUCUACGUUUACUCUCACAUGAGUACAAUAAAAUAUUACAACAGCUAUAAAAGUAA
Diachasmimorpha longicaudata is the source of this 3765-nucleotide messenger RNA. RefSeq names its product non-lysosomal glucosylceramidase. NCBI's taxonomy places the organism in Eukaryota, Metazoa, Arthropoda, Insecta, Hymenoptera, Braconidae. Bases 199 to 2655 code for a protein of 818 amino acids. Gene Ontology annotation, biological process: carbohydrate metabolic process; glucosylceramide catabolic process. Gene Ontology annotation, molecular function: glucosylceramidase activity; beta-glucosidase activity. The record is from RefSeq and is a predicted model, not a curated record. The transcript has 14 exons. Gene Ontology annotation, cellular component: membrane.